Mesorhabditis belari is the source of this 2184-nucleotide messenger RNA. Lineage: Eukaryota; Metazoa; Nematoda; Chromadorea; Rhabditida; Rhabditidae. The record is from the annotation of a GenBank genome assembly.
AUGGAAGUGGAGGUGCGUUUGGCUGUUCUUGUCCCAUCAACGCCACUCUCGCAUUCACAACUCAUCCUCGUCGAACAACAACCAUCAACCAGUCAGACACAACAAGAGCGUCCAGUGCUAUGUCUUCCGCGAAUGAACGUUGCCGCCAACGAGAGCUCGAUCAUCGAGGCUGUUUGUAGACGUCUCAAGAAAUACCGUAUCCGUCGAGCGAUCGAGAUCCCGUUAUGGCGAAACGAUCGUCAAAUGGGCGAUCAAUCACAUGAUCGGGCCCUUCAACGAACUCGGGGCGUCAAAAUAACGACUCUCGUUUGUCUACCGGUGGCGAAAUUCGAAGAAGUCGAGAUAAUCGGUGGCAGAAUGGAGAAAAUGGGAGUGCUUUUGGAGUUGUGCGCGAGGAUGAGUGGAUUGAUCGAAACACAAACGGCAUUGCAGUUGAGGAGGAUUGACGAAUGGUUGACCUCACUAACCAUCCCGGCUUUACUCUUGACGAGUCCGGCCGUCGAUCGAGUCUCCCGUUGUGCGCACAAUCCGUCAAUUGGCCCACCGAACACCUGGAAUUGCUAUAAAGUGCCACUCGAAGAACCACAAAGACAAACAGGAAACGGGAGUGAAAUCGAUCAACAGGUAGCCCGUGGGAACAGUGCCCGUUUAAGAAUGGUAAAGUACGAGAAAUUCGACAAGUUCGUGAUGAAUCCAUUGUUCGGAACCGGAUUGCACACCCGGGUUUUCGCUGAUGAGCUAUCCGUUCGCUCAACCACAAUCUACGAGCGCCGCGGGAAGAGAACCUCCACGGUGACCACUUCAUCGCCGCCGCGAAGUGCCGAGGAUUGGGGAUCAAGAUAUCCAUUGCAUAAAGCCGCCUAUAUUGGAGACGCACAACUUAUACAAAACCUUCUUCAACGAGGUCAAGAUCCGAAUGAGUCGGAUCGUGACUCGUGGACUCCACUCCAUUACGCGGCUUUCUACGGUCGACUGGACGCGAUUCGGGCUUUGUUGCAAGGAGCUGAUAUUGAGGUAAACGCCCGGAACAAGGGCGGCGCAACAGCGCUUCACCUGGCGGCUCUGAACGCGCACGCCUUCGCUGUCGAGUUGAUGCUCAGUCAUCCAUCGAUUGAUAUUAAUAUCAUCAAUCGAAACGGUCAACGGGCGGCUGAUCUCUGCCGGGACGUUCACCGAAAAGAGUGGCAAGAUGUGGCCAAGUUGUUGGAUCGGGGGAUAAGGCCAAAGAAACAGCAAGUAGACUUUGUCGAUCUUUCAAAUGUGAUGGUCGAGCUGGUCUCCGGGAAUGAUACGACAGCUGAAGAGAUUCUUAUUCGGAUCUUCAAAGAGCUUUCCUUUGAUGAUUCCUGUCAACCACUUUUCGCCUUGUGGAUUGUGUCGGAUCGACUUUCUUUACAACUUCGAAACGAUCACAAAGUGAUGCACCAUUUAGCGCCAAAGAAAUGGAAUAUGAAACGUUGGGGAACAGCGAUCGAGAACAGCAGCACGAGAACGGAUAAACCGAGAUUGAUGAUGAAAAGGAAUGCGAAAUGCCCCUUGGAUACGGAGAGAAAGGUGAAAAUGAACGAUCGCGUGGUGACCUUACUUUACGAAGAGGCCCGUCAACUCUUUUUAAAGGGUUUCUAUCCGUGCAAUGAGAAAGAUGCGGCAAAACUCGCCGCUUACUCGAUAGCGAUCAUUUAUGGAUCAAAUCAUCGGAUAAGUGAACCAAAUCUAAAAGUGGCACUGCCAGCGCAUCGAAUCCGUGGCGAUCCGAAGAAAGCUUUGGCGAAGAUUACAAAGGAAUACAAUGAUCCGCAACUACGAAAAGCUCACAUUUUACUUCUUCAACAACUUUUUCUCGAUCUUUGCCGAACUUUUGGACCUUAUGGAGCUCACUUUUUCGAUGCUCAGCUUUACAUUAUCAAGCCAUUCCAAUCGAUUGUCCCGGUGAGAGUUGGAGUGAACGAUGAUGGACUACAUAUUAUCAAUGAUGAGACGAAAUCGUUGAUGGGAAGAUACUCGUUACAGAGUAUCCGCUGGGAACCACCCGGGGAAACUCGUCCCUACAUCGAUGUCUCUGUGCCGCGAGUGGCCGAUUUUCGAAUCACCACCAAACAAGCUCAUCACAUUCACAUGUUGCUAUCGAAUCUCUGCGGAAAAUAUUCAAAAGGUACCCCAUUGUCGAGUGCCUCGUUAUCAAAA